Molecule: messenger RNA, 2409 nt
Organism: Miscanthus lutarioriparius
Lineage: Eukaryota; Viridiplantae; Streptophyta; Magnoliopsida; Poales; Poaceae
Source: the annotation of a GenBank genome assembly
AUGGCGCCGUUGGCCUUCUCAUUGAUGCCAAAGAUGUCGAGGCCGCGGUACUGCAGUGCCAGAAGGACACUGAUCUGGAAGGCGGUGAGGUCACGCCACAUGGCGUUAUUGAUGAGCAGCACCGUGCGGCCGAUGGACGGGCGGCGCAUGAGCGCCUUGGUGGGCGUGUCCGUUGCCGGCGCCAGCCAGCUUGCCCAUGGUGCAGCCAGUGAUGUUGAUGGGUUCAAUGGUUUUCUGGACGGUUGGCUUGGUGGGUUGAAUGGUUUGGAACCAAACCAUGAACAGGCCUACCAGUGGGAGACCACAGUCCAUAACCACAUUGAAUUCACUAAUGGUUCUAUAAUCGGAACUCUGCUCCCACUUGUUGGUUUGGUUGGCGUGGAUGGAAUUUUCUAUACAUUUAAGAUGUAUAGGGCCUCGAAUUUCAUACCUGAUCCUAAUCAGGUGCUCCUGGAUGCCAAGCCAUUAAGGUCUUUAGCUCCAAUGUUCCCUGCCCCCAUGGGAGUCAAUGUUAAUCAAUCAAGUACACCACCAUUGGUCUGUGUCACUCCGGUUGGUCAAUUUCCAGCAGGGUUUGGUGCAGGGAACCUUCCUGCCUUUGGAUCGUUCACUACUUUCAGUGCCACUGCAAAUGGUGCCAUUGAUGCCACCCCUAUCUCUGCAUACAAGACAAGGUCAAGCAUAUCACUUGAUGGUGAUGAUGACCCUUACUCAGGUAACCAAGCUUUGGCAUCUGAACGGAAGGCUAGGAGAGGCCGUCCUCCUGGUUCUGGUCGUGAUGGCUCAAAUGGUAAGGUAAAGCGCCCUAAGCCCACAUACAAGAAUUUUGUUGCUGGCAAAGAGCUUGCCUUUCUGUCAUCUUCAUCCAAUCCCAGGGAGAUUGUGGAAGCAGUUCACAUGGUCUUUGAGGCACUCCGGCGAAGACAUCUGCAGAUGGAUGAAACACAGGACGCUAGCAGACGUGCAGACCUGAAGGCUGGUGCCAUCAUGAUGGCCAGUAACAUCAGGGCGAAUACGGGCAAGCGGGUAGGAACUGCACCUGGAGUUGAAAUAGGGGAUAUUUUCUAUUUCAGGAUGGAGCUGUGUAUCAUUGGAUUGCAUGCACCUAGUAUGGGAGGCAUUGAUUACAUGACUACUAAAUUUGGAAAUGAUGAGGAUUCUGUAGCCAUAUGUAUCGUCUCUGCAGGAGGUUAUGAGAAUGAGGAUGAUGACACAGAUGUGCUGGUGUACAGUGGUUCAGGGGGAAAUAGUAGGAAUACUGAAGAGAGGCAUGACCAGAAGCUUGAGAGGGGUAACCUAGCUCUUGAGAGGAGUUUGCAUAGGAAGAAUGUGAUAAGGGUUGUACGUGGCUUCAAGGAUCCAUUUUGCCUAACUGGGAAAAUUUACAUAUAUGAUGGCCUCUACAAGAUUCAUGAGUCCUGGAAGGAGAAAACAAGGUCUGGUAUCCAUUGCUUCAAGUACAAGCUGCUACGUGAACCUGGACAGCGUGAUGGAGCUGCAUUAUGGAAGAUGACUCAGAGAUGGAUAGAUAAUCCUGCUACCAGAGGCAGUGUUCUACUAGCUGAUCUGUCAUCUAAGGCUGAAACUGUGCCAGUUUGUCUUGUCAAUGAGGUAGACCAUGAGAAAGGACCUGGACAUUUCACCUAUACUAAUCAGGUCAAAUACUUGAGGCCUCUCAGUUCUAUGAAAAAGUUGCAGGGCUGUGGAUGCCAGAGUGUUUGCCUGCCUGGUGAUGCCAGUUGUGCUUGUGGACAACAUAAUGGAGGUGAUUUACCCUACAGUUCAUUAGGAUUGUUGUCAUGCCGCAAACCGAUGAUCUAUGAAUGUGGUGAAUCUUGCAACUGUUCUACAAAUUGCCGGAACAGAGUGACCCAAAAAGGGGCCAGGCUACAUUUUGAGGUCUUCAGGACCACCAAUCGAGGCUGGGGUCUUCGCUGCUGGGAACCUGUUCGUGCUGGUUCAUUUAUAUGUGAGUAUGCCGGCGAGGUCAUUGAUGAGCACAAAGUUAAUUUGAAUGAUAGUGAAGAUGAUUACAUUUUUCAAACUGUAUGCCCUGGUGAGAAGACUUUAAAAUGGAAUUGUGGACCUGAACUGAUAGGUGAAGAUAGCACGUAUGUAUCGGCUGAUGAAUUUGAGCCACUGCCUAUCAAGAUAAGUGCAAAAAACAUGGGAAAUGUCUCCCGUUUCAUGAACCACAGUUGCUCACCCAAUGUCUUCUGGCAACCAGUUCAAUAUGAUCAUGGAGAUGAUGGACACCCACAUAUAAUGUUCUUUGCACUGAAGCAUAUUCCACCCAUGACAGAACUGACUUAUGACUAUGGUGUUGCCGGAGCUGAAUCUAGUGGUUCAGGUUCUCGUAGAACAAAGAACUGCAUGUGUGGAUCACAAAACUGCCGGGGAUUAUUUUGA